CUUAGGGUGAUACCUUUUACUGGACCCACUAUGUUCUGAGUACUGCUGCUGUGAUUCUCUCCUAUGUUGCUGCUGCACUGCCUGUGAGUUUCAGCAAUCAUUAAAGCUGCUUAACAGAAUGACUUCCUGUUCUGUUGUUCUCGAGGCUCCUGUGCGAAGGGUUGCUAUCUUUGGAGGAACUCAUGGCAAUGAGUUAUCAGGGGUGUUUCUGGUCAAGCAUUGGCAAAAGAAUGGAGCUGAGAUUCAAAGAUCAGGGCUCCAAGUGACACCAUUUAUUACCAACCCAAGAGCUGUGAAGAAAUGUACUAGAUAUAUUGACUGUGACCUGAACCGUGUUUUUGACCCUGAUAAUCUUGGCAGAAAAGUGAUGGAAGAUAUUCCAUAUGAAGUAAGAAAGGCUCAGGAAAUCAAUAAUUUAUUUGGUCCAAAAGGUAGUGAUGUUGCCUAUGACCUGAUUUUUGACCUUCACAACACAACUUCUAACAUGGGUGGUACGCUUAUUCUUGAAAACUCCAGGAAUGACUUUAUAAUUCAAAUGUUUCAUUAUAUUAAGAACGCUUUGGCUCCAGAAAGCUGUCCUGUUUUCCUGAUUGAGCAUCCUAACUUGACAUAUGCAACAACUCGAUCUAUAGCAAAGCAUCCUGUUGGUGUUGAAGUUGGACCUCAGCCUCAAGGAGUUCUUAGAGCUGAUAUUUUGGACAAAAUGCGGAAGAUUAUCAAACAUGGUCUUGAUUUUGUGCGCAUUUUUAAUGAAGGGGAAGAAUUUCCACCAUGUACAAUUGAAGUUUACAGAAUAAUAGAGAAAGUAGACUAUCCCAGGAAUAAAAAUGAUGAAAUUAUUGCUAUUAUUCACCCUUGCCUACAGGAUCAAGAUUGGCAGCCAUUGAACAAAGGGGAUCCUAUAUUUUUAACUUGUGAUGGAGAAACCAUUGCAUAUGAAGGGGAUUCUACAGUAUACCCAACGUUUGUGAAUGAGGCUGCCUAUUAUGAAAAGAAAGAAGCUUUCGUGAAAACGGUCAAAGUAAAGCUUACUGCAAAAGGCCUCAGGUCCUCUUCAUCUUAGAAGUAGACUAUUUUAAAAGAUUAUUCAAAUAUUUCAUAGAUAUAGGGCCAAAUUAAUUGCCAUCUACUUCAUGUAAUCCAGCUGAAGUCAGUGGGGAUACAUGAAGCAUGACUAUAGACUAUAAACCCUUAUUUUUAAAUUGCAAUUCAGUUAAUAUUGCUAAGUACUUUUAAAAUCCAAAGCAGUCACAAUUUUAAGUACUACUAGUAUUUAUCAAUGUUUAAUUGGUUCUUUAAUUUACAGAGCAUAAAAUUUAUUAAUUUAUAUAGUUCAUUAUUUCUUUCAUAUUGCAUAACUAUGUCUAAAUAAUUCACCAAAUUAUGUUUCCCCAAAUACAAUAAAGGAUUGGGUGAUUUGAGGUCUACAUUAUUGAAAAGUUGCACACAUUAUCAGGAGAAUAUUUCACUGAGUUUAAGUUAUAAAAUACAGUGGAAACCAGUCAUAAUUAUGCAUUGUCUAAUUAAUGCGAAAGACAAAUAUAUAAAAAACUGAUUUUUAUUGAUUGGUUUAUCUGCAUAUUACUAACAAGAAAUGUCAACUCAGAUGUUUUGUGUAUGGCCUCAUGGGUCAUUUUUCUGUUGGGUCCAUUACAGAAGUACUUUCAAAGUUCUACUCCCAAGAGUAAAAAAUAGUAAUGGAAAUAAAACCAAAACAAGGUAAUGGCAAAUGUCACCCCUUUAUAAAGUACCCAUAACUGAAUGCCACUGCAAGACUUGUAUUUCAAGAAUUGGAGAAAUCUAGAAUUAACAUGUUGAAAAACACAGCAGGUGUAUGGGGAGAAAGGGCAGGAAAAGAAAUUUUAAGUUAAGCAUUUUGGGUAAAACACAAACACUAGGCAGAAUGGUAUAAAUAUGAUGAUGAUUAUCUUAAUGCAGGAAAUAUUCUUCUUGGGCUUGUUCAUUUUUUAGCCAUUUAUUUUUGAGGUUAUUGAAGGUUUGAAAGCUUGCUGACAAAAUAUUCCUAAAACUUGAGAACUCAGAACUGUGCUUAAAUUGAAAUACAGGUGGAUAUUUCAUAUGAGCCCUAAA
This is a messenger RNA of Gavialis gangeticus (Gharial), 2091 nucleotides long. RefSeq names its product aspartoacylase (gene ASPA). The record is from RefSeq and is a predicted model, not a curated record. The transcript has 7 exons. The coding region runs from base 119 to 1063 and encodes 314 amino acids. Gene Ontology annotation, molecular function: hydrolase activity, acting on ester bonds; hydrolase activity, acting on carbon-nitrogen (but not peptide) bonds, in linear amides. Lineage: Eukaryota; Metazoa; Chordata; Crocodylia; Gavialidae.